Molecule: messenger RNA, 282 nt
Organism: Phytomonas sp. Hart1
Lineage: Eukaryota; Euglenozoa; Kinetoplastea; Trypanosomatida; Trypanosomatidae
Source: the annotation of a GenBank genome assembly
AUGGCGGGGGGGUCCGCCGCCCCUUUUUUGCCCCCGGCAGAGGCCGAGCGCCUCCGCGAGAAGGAGGCGGAGGUCGAGCGCCUCCUCGCGGAGCUGCUCCCGACGAAGGCGCGGCUGCUGGAGUAUAUGGCGGUGGUGGACCGCCUGGGCCUGACCUACCCCUUCCCUCCGCACUUCGAGGGGGCCGCGAGGGUGCGGGUGAGGGCCCUGACAAAACCACGCGCGGAGAAAGCCCCAAAGGAGGUGACGAGCCCCCCCGACUGGCCUCAUCUGCUUCGCUGA